This is a messenger RNA of Peromyscus californicus insignis, 723 nucleotides long. RefSeq names its product armadillo like helical domain containing 2 (gene Armh2). NCBI's taxonomy places the organism in Eukaryota, Metazoa, Chordata, Mammalia, Rodentia, Cricetidae. The transcript is spliced from 2 exons. Bases 1 to 723 code for a protein of 240 amino acids. The record is from RefSeq and is a predicted model, not a curated record.
AUGGCCUUCUAUAGGAAGUUGAGGAUCAGGUCUUUUUGUACUGAUUGUAGAUGGAUUCGCAACCAGACCCGUCGGUCCUUCAGGAAGCUAUGUAAGUGCUUCAGGAGGUUCUGGAAUACUGUUAAGGGAUGGUUUGCAAAGAUCAAGGAGGAAGAGCAGCCCAUCUCCGCAGCUGACUGCAUUUUUCACAGAGAAAAAAUUACGGAACUUGGCCACACGCUGAAGAAUACAGCUCUAUCCCUUGAAAAAAGAGCUCUGGCUGCCCAGAAAAUUGGACUACUGGCCUUCACAGGAGGCCUGAGUGCGGCACAGUUCGCCAGCGAGUACAUGCAAGAAGUGGCUCUCUUGCUGCAGAGUGAGAAGGUGAUGUCGUCGAAGACAAAGAUCCUCCUGCUCCAGAGUGUGGCGUGUUGGUGCUACUUAAACCCGGCCAGCCAAAAGCGAGCCAAACAACUGCAGUUCAUUCCCAUCUUCAUUGCUUUCUUUGAGACUCCCUUCCACUCCACCAUCAAGAGUGAAGUCAACAGCCACCGUCUUGUUCAGUUCUGGAUAUGCUAUGCCCUCUCCGCCAUGACCUGUAACAACUUAGCCGUCAUGAAGGAGUUGAGAUCUUACAGCUCUCUAAAAUACCACCUGCAGAUACUGGCUAUGGAGAACUGGACUGGGUGGUCUGAAAAUUUUGCCGAGGUCUUAUAUUUCCUAGUAGGUUUUCACAGAAAUUAA